This is a messenger RNA of Cercospora beticola, 2904 nucleotides long. It is a transcript of the gene HEL2, whose product is annotated as E3 ubiquitin-protein ligase HEL2. Lineage: Eukaryota; Fungi; Ascomycota; Dothideomycetes; Mycosphaerellales; Mycosphaerellaceae. Gene Ontology annotation, biological process: rescue of stalled cytosolic ribosome; protein ubiquitination. The record is from RefSeq and is a predicted model, not a curated record. Gene Ontology annotation, molecular function: ubiquitin protein ligase activity; ribosome binding.
GGAAAGGGAGAGAAGGUUGUCGGUGUCCCGAAGAAGCUUCCAUACCAAGCUUGUCCGCCCUUGGUCAGCCGCUAUGACCGCAUCUCGACCACCUUUCGCACGCCAACGCCAUUUCUGUUUCCUCGCCAAAAUUGCCCGGCCUCUAAGCAGCGAAGCACUCUACAUACCAGUGGAAACGAGCGCGAGAAAGCAGGAAUCCUCCAACAGACCAUCAAAGUCCGCUAAAUUUGCACCAACAAGGAUCAACCCGCCGCACGACUCAGACGAUGGCAGAAACUACACCAGCAGCACCUGCGGCCAAUGGCGCCAACGAUCAGAACACAGGAGGACGCGGAGGCCGAGGCAGGGGCGGUCAGAGAGGCGGUGCGUCGCGUGGAGGCUCGUCGAACAGCUUCAAUGGCGCUCCCAACGAACGAGGGACCGAUAGAGCCGGACCCGAAAGCAGAGGAAAUCGAGGGCGGGGCAGAGGCAGAGGGCGGGGUGGAAGAGGUGGUCGUGGCGACGCAAACCACAACAACCGCGACAGAGCAUUCAGCAACAGCCAGCAGGACUCAUCAGCAGUACAACCGCCUCCGCAGCCUGGUGGGCCGGGCGUCUUUGGUGCUCGCCUGACCAAAGACGCCGCGGAGAAAACCCAAGGCGAGGGCGCAGGGGCGGAGGUUGAGGGCGGCGACGACGUCGAGGCGGAAGUGUGCUUCAUUUGCGCAUCUCCCGUUUCGCACAACAGCGUUGCGCCCUGCAAUCACCGCACCUGCCACAUUUGCGCCCUACGACUGCGUGCGCUGUACAAGACCAAGGCUUGUGCGCAUUGUAGAACGGAGGCCGCAAAUGUGAUAUUUACGGAUGAUGCUGAGAAGAGAUAUGAGGAUUACAAGGGAGGAGACUACUUCAAAGAGGACAAGAACUUAGGCAUUAGCUACGAAAAAGCCGAGAUCUUCGAGGAUACCGUCUUGCUGUUGCGGUACAACUGUCCAGACGAGGACUGCGAUGUUGCUUGUCUUGGCUGGCCAGAUUUACAUCGACAUGUGAAGAGCGUGCACCAGAAGGUCAUGUGUGAUCUCUGCACAAGGAACAAGAAGGUCUUCACUCACGAGCAUGAACUCUUCACCCACGCGGAGCUGAAACGACACGAGAAGUUUGGAGACGACAACCCGGGAGCUGUUGAUCAGAGCGGUUUCAAGGGCCACCCAGAGUGUGGGUUCUGCAGAAGACGCUUCUAUGGCGAUGACGAACUUUUCUCGCACUGCCGUGAGCGUCACGAGAGGUGCCACUUAUGCGACAGAAGAAACGGAGGAAACAGUCCUCAAUACUUUCUGAACUAUGAUGCUCUGGAGAAGCAUUUCAACAAGGACCAUUUCCCAUGCCCUGACAGAGAGUGUCAGGAGAAGAAAUUUGUCGUCUUCGAUUCAGAGAUGGAUCUGAAGGCACAUCAAAUUGAACAACAUCCCAAUGGACUCACAAAGGAUGCCCGAAGAGUGGACCUCUCUUCCUUCGACUAUCGGCCUCAGUACCAAGAACCUACACGUGGCAGGGGAGGUAGGCGAGGAGGCCGCGGACGUGAUCCGAAUGCAGAGCCUAUGCCAGCGGCCUCAGCCGGUAACUUGAGCCGAGCGGAACUGGCUCACCAGCGGGAGCGCGAGAUUCAUAGUGCACAGUCUGUGACAGCUCGCUCAUUCGGAGGUCAAUUGACAGCAGCAACUCCUGCUCAAGCCUCAUCACGACCAGCACCUGCUCCAGCUCAGCAAGCUCCGACUGCCGCCGCUCCACCUUCACCUCGACCAGCUGCAGCGCUUACGCCGCAAGAUCAAGCACGUCAGCUGAGACAUGCCGCUGUAAAUGAGCGCGCUUCGAACUUGGCGCGCAAUGAAAAUGUCAAGAUGGACGAGUUCCGUGAGCGUGUCUCAGCAUAUACGAGGGGCGGGAUUUCAGCUGGCGAUCUCAUCGACGCAUUUUUUGCUAUUUUCGACACAUCAUCAAAUGAGAUCGGUAAGCUCAUUAACGAACUGUCAGACAUCUUCGAGGUUCCCGGCAAGCGCGAAGGACUGCUCAAAGCAUGGGCGGACUGGAAAGCGGUAAAUGAAGAUUAUCCUACUCUGCCAGGACCUGCUGGUGCAAACACAACUGCAGCUGGUGUACUCGGCAAAGGUGUCGGCGCGUCGCGUGUGUUGAAGCUCAAGAGCUCUACAGCCAAAAGUUCACAGUCGGCUGUCUCUCGACAGGCAUCAUGGGCUUCGGCAGGUAGCUCUUCUGCGGCAUCUUCCAGCAAUCCAUUCCCAUCACUCCCUCCUCGCAAUGGCGGACCGUCAGUAGCGGGUCGGGGCAAUGCAGCGCCUGCUCCUACGCCCAGCUGGCUCGCUGUCCGACCGGCAGCAGGCUCUAGUGGCCAGUCGCCUGCAUUAACGCCUUCGAGCUCCGCCCGCGCGUCGCCUGCUAUUGGCGCCCGGCAAGCACCAGCAAACGUCAGAAGCUCGGAACUGUUUCCUGCUCUUCCGGCAGCAAAGAAGCCUACCAGCACUGUCUUCUCACCCGGCUACACUGGACGAGGAAUUAUUAGAAAUAAUUCCGGGACACCCAAUGUCAGCGCGUGGGGAGGAGGCAGCGGUACCAGUACUCCGGCCGCAGAGACUCCGGCGCAAACGGAUGAAACUGUUGCGAGGAAAGGUAAGAAGGGGAAACAAAUCAUGUUCAAAUGGGGUUAGGGUACUCGAGUGUUACUUCUCACCAGGAUUGUAUCUCGAUCUGACGCCUCAGCAAUGCCAUUGCUCGUUGCUUCGUGAUUUGAUAUUGCAGCAACAAAUGAUUGCACUCGGCAACGCAACAGGAUAGACUCUUUGCUAAUGAGACGUGACCUACAACAAGCAAUGAAUGAUGACCACAGACUUUCUUUCCUGGUCUCAACAUUUU